CACCCCGCAGGUAGCCAAUCCCCCUCUUCAACCUCAUCCCAGACGUGUCCUUCCACCAGCAGUACUUGGUUCCAUUUCUUCACACCUCCCAAUGCACCACCCCACCCCUCUCUCCCCGGCCUUCUAUUUCCAUUACUUAACAGCUCCACCAUAUUCCCUCCCGCCGUCUUCACCUCUCUCUCUCUCUCUCUCUCUCUCUCUCUCUCUCUCUCUCUCUCUCGCCAUGCAAUUCUUCGCCGCUCCGUCACCUCCCGAACUCGAAACCCCCCCUCAUCCUCGCAUACCUGCAAACACAGCUCCAUUGAAUUCGCAGUCCAUCUCAUGCAAAAUUCUCACCAACCCCUCCAAUAAGUCACUCCCCAAAGAACCACCGCCGCCAUCGCAGCUGCGGCUGCAACUUCCAGUCAAACCUCCACCGACGAUGUCGCCGACAACCCCAGCUGCGAAGCUUCCCAUGUUAAACCCGCUUCAGAAACUGGCUGCAAGAGCACUCGACUCCGUGGAGAAAUCGCUGAUAGUUGAAUUACUGGAAAAGAAUCAUAAGCUCCCCCGCACCGUCGACCCGGCGGUUCAAAUAUCCGGGAACUUUGCUCCGGUUCCGGAGUUUCCCGUCCAACAGGAGCUCGAAGUUGUGGGUCAGAUUCCGGCCAGCCUUCACGGCGUUUAUCUGCGCAACGGAGCAAACCCCAACUUCUUGCCGACGGGCAGACAUCACCUAUUCGAUGGCGACGGCAUGAUCCACGCGGUCAAGUUCGGAGCUUCGAACCGGGUCAGCUACAGCUGCCGGUUCACUCGAACCAGCCGGUUCAUGCAGGAAGCAGCGCUGGGCCGUCCCCUUUUUCCCAAGCCCAUAAGCGAGCUGCAUGGCCACUCUGGGAUCGCGAGGCUCGCGCUUUUCUACGCGCGCGGUUUGGUCGGCGUGAUCGACUGCUCAAAGGGCAUCGGCGUGGCGAACGCAGGGCUCGUCUAUUUCAACGGCAGGCUUCUUGCCAUGUCAGAGGACGACCUGCCGUACCACGUCAGAAUCAAAAGCGACGGUGAUCUGGAGACAAUCGGACGGUGCAACUUCACCGGGCAGCUCGAAUGUCCCAUGGUUGCUCACCCCAAGGUGGACCCCACGACAGGGGAGCUUCACGCUCUGAGCUACAACGCGAUGUCUAAACCCUACCUCAAGUACUUCAAGUUCGACACGUGCGGGAGAAAGUCACGUGACGUGGAAAUCAAUCUACGAGCGCCCACGAUGAUCCACGACUUCGCCAUAACGGAGAACUACGUGGUGGUUCCCGACCACCAGGUGGUGUUCAAACUAUCAGAGAUGGCUCGGGGCGGGUCGCCCGUAAUCUACGACCCGAAUAAGACUUCCCGGUUCGGAGUUCUACCAAAGAACGACGCCGACGACUCGAGAAUCCGGUGGUUCGACGUGCCAGAUUGCUUCUGCUUCCACCUGUGGAAUUCAUGGGAGGAAUAUUCCGGCGACAGCAACGGUGAUGACACCGUGGUCGUCAUCGGGUCUUGCAUGAACCCGCCGGACUCCAUUUUCAACGAACGGGAAGAAUCCCUGCGGAGCGAGCUGUCGGAGAUCCGGCUGAACAUGAAAACGGGGGAGUCGAGCAGGCGAGUGAUCGUAGAGGAUAUGAAUUUGGAGGCUGGGCAAGUGAACAAGCGGAGGCUGGGAAGAAAGACCCGGUACGCGUACAUGGCUAUAGCAGAGCCGUGGCCGAGGUGUUCGGGGGUGGCGAAGGUGGACUUGGUGACCGGAGAGGUGAGUCGGUAUUUGUACGGCGAGGGGAGGUACGGCGGCGAGCCAUGUUACGUAGCGCGGGAAGGAGAGGAAGAAGAGGCGGAGGGAGGGUGGGUGAUGAGUUUUGUGAGAGAUGAGAGGAGGGGAAGGUCGGAGCUGGUGGUGUUGAAGGCGGCGGAGAUGGAGGAAGAGGCGAGGGUGAGGUUGCCGAGGAGAGUGCCGUACGGAUUUCAUGGUACUUUUGUGAGUUCCGAAGAGUUGGAGGAGCAGGCUUUGUUGCCUUAAUUAAUUACAUUAUUAUUAUUAUUAUUAUUAUUAUUAUUAUUAUUAUUAUUAAGAGAUUGUGAUAUAUGGAAUAAAUUUAUUAAUGAAAAGGUAGCUAUCUCCAUCUCCACGUA
Molecule: messenger RNA, 2139 nt
Organism: Malania oleifera
Lineage: Eukaryota; Viridiplantae; Streptophyta; Magnoliopsida; Santalales; Ximeniaceae
Product: 9-cis-epoxycarotenoid dioxygenase NCED6, chloroplastic
Exons: 1
Coding region: 92-2026 (644 amino acids)
Biological process (GO): carotene catabolic process
Cellular component (GO): chloroplast stroma
Molecular function (GO): carotenoid dioxygenase activity
Source: RefSeq, a predicted model, not a curated record